Archocentrus centrarchus (flier cichlid) is the source of this 2855-nucleotide messenger RNA. RefSeq names its product beta-1,3-glucuronyltransferase 1 (glucuronosyltransferase P) b (gene b3gat1b). Gene Ontology annotation, molecular function: galactosylgalactosylxylosylprotein 3-beta-glucuronosyltransferase activity. Bases 442 to 1449 code for a protein of 335 amino acids. Gene Ontology annotation, cellular component: Golgi membrane. The transcript is spliced from 8 exons. The record is from RefSeq and is a predicted model, not a curated record. Gene Ontology annotation, biological process: chondroitin sulfate proteoglycan biosynthetic process; carbohydrate metabolic process. Lineage: Eukaryota; Metazoa; Chordata; Actinopteri; Cichliformes; Cichlidae.
GCAGAAGCAGCGCAGGAGAAGGUGGCAAGCAGAGAAGUGGAUGCUGAGCAGCUCCAGUCUGCAAUUAAGGGGCUGGCACUGAGGACGCGACCCUACCCGAGGAUUGGAUAGCACCCACCGGAUGCUGUGAACGAAAUCCGCUAGUUGUCACCCCAAUGCCGCUUGCAUGUGCACCAAACACAAGCUCCUUCCUGAGAAAGAGAACUCCGGGGAUCCCUCUGCUCUUCCCAGCUGAUGCUCCCAAGCCUCAGCACCUUCAUCAUUAGCAAAGCAUACAGGAUCUAACUCUGUGGAUCAUUGUUCAUUUCUAUCUAAACGACUACACUGAACCUCUGGUCCUCAAGCUUAUAGUUAAAGAGUGGAGCAGCGCCAGUUGUUGGGAUGGUCAUGUGUGUUAGCCAUAUAUUUAGGUAGUGACAUGAUUCAGGUCUGACCCUGGAGAUGCCGAAGAGACGAGACAUCGUCGCCAUUAUAUUGAUCGUGUUGCCUUGGACACUGCUCAUCACUGUUUGGCACCAGAGCACCCUUACUCCUCUGCUUACUACUCAAAAGGAUGACAGAGUUGAUGGUCACUCCAACUCCAGAAACACCUUUGCUUUUAAGGAGUCCUGCUCACUUCAGAACCAGGACAUUGUGGAGGUGGUACGCACUGAGUACAUAUACAGCCGGCCUCCACCCUGGUCUGACAUACUGCCCACCAUCCACGUCAUCACGCCCACUUACAGCCGCCCAGUGCAGAAAGCAGAGCUGACACGCCUGGCCAACACUUUGCUUCAUGUGACCAAUCUGCACUGGAUCCUGGUGGAAGACUCCCAGAGGCGGACCACUCUGGUUAGCCGUCUUCUCCAUAACACAGGGCUCAACUACACCCACCUUAAUGUGGAGACACCUCGGAAUUAUAAAGUACGUGGGGACACCAGAGACCCCAGAAUACCACGGGGUACCAUACAGAGGAACCUAGCGCUGCGGUGGUUACGGGAGACCUUCAACGUAAAUAACAGUCAACCUGGGAUUGUCUACUUUGCGGAUGAUGACAACACAUACAGCCUGGAGCUGUUUGAGGAGAUGCGGUCCACUAAAAAGGUGUCAGUGUGGCCCGUGGCUUUUGUGGGUGGCCUGCGGUACGAGUCCCCCAAAGUAAACACCUUGGGGAAGGUGUAUGGCUGGAAAACUGUAUUCGACCCGCACCGGCCCUUUGCUAUUGAUAUGGCUGGGUUUGCGGUAAACCUGCACCUCAUUCUGUCCAAACCUCAGGCGUAUUUCAAGCUACGUGGGGUGAAGGGAGGAUACCAGGAGACCAGCUUAUUAAAAGAGCUCGUCACUCUCAGUGACUUAGAGCCUAAAGCUGCUAACUGCACUAAGGUAUUAGUAUGGCACACAAGGACGGAGAAGCCUGUGCUGGUAAAUGAGGGCAAGAAAGGAUUUACAGACUCGAACGUAGAGAUAUGACAUCCUUCAUGUGAUGCAGGGGAGGGAUGUUGCUACUGAAUUCUCCCUGAAUUCAAACCAACCUGAGCUCCAAAAAAGCAACGGCCGGGGCCAAAAAUAUUACCACAACACAGUUUGACGUGGAGGUACAAGUGUCCACCCCAAGAGCAAAGCAAAGCCAUGCACAUGUAGUGACCACAGAGUAUCAAAGCACAACUGCACAAAAACCAGGCCGCCUGUUCUGCUCAGGAGCAUGGGUCGACACUGGAAGGAGUUUGCCCACUGACGUCUCCUCAGAGAGCUGAGACAAAGAAUGUCACGCGACUUAAGCUGCAGGAAGAGACGGUACAGCAACAAUAAAGAGCCCUCUGAGCGCAGACAACACCAGCCAACCAUCCAAUCAGAAUUAAAUAGGGCCCUUUUGUUUUGAUGCAAGCUGGCUGUCGGGCACAAAGCUGCACAGGGAAAUAAAAGAAGUCCUUGUUUCAAGAGAGUCAGCACUGACUGUUGGAUAGGACUGAUGGGAUCUGAGCCCUCCCCCCUCGUACUGUACAACACUGAACUCAGCACUAAUUAGGAGUCCUGGUACUUUUCAACACACAUUUGCGCACACUGAGCUGUCACACUGCUCGCAGACACACGUGCGCACACAAACAUGGAGCAGUGAUUUAUUAACAGCAGUGUCCUCUCUCACAUUCAUUUGCUACAAGCCUAACGUGCUAUAACAGCACUGAAGUCUGCUCAUGUUUAAAAGGGGGUUCAGUGUUGCUGUUGGUUUGUCAGAUUCAAAGACUUUUUCAUAAGCUAAUGAAGGUUGCACUGGGUGAAGGUUUCUCAGCAGUUAUUUAUUGUUUCAGAGUAACUUGUAGCAUUUGUAUGUUAGUUGUGAACAGUACCUAUGAGAGUCAAUGGAAUGUGAAGCCAUUACUCAAAAAAUUAGAUGUGCAUUCUUUCAGAUUAGCUGUGUUAUACAUUCUAAUUAUUCUCACCAUGGAUGGAUGGCGUGCGAGUGAUGAUUUCAUACUCCACUGACUUGCAGUAACACCGCUUUAAAAUGCAAAUGUUCUCUAAGAUUUAGUGGCAUUUUAAGAGUUUGAUCAGUUCUCCGUGUGAAUUUGCAGCCAUUCGAAUCACUAAAAGACCUGAAAUGUUGAACUUUGACUGUGAGGUCAGGGUCUGACGUUACUGCAAUGUUGCCUGUGUUUAAUUUAAAAGAUGUUCACACUACUGCCUCGUGAAGCUGACUUUUGUUUUAUAGAUCUAAAAUGUUGUCAUUACAGUAACUGCUACUUCUCAAGAAUAUUCACACAGGCAAUACAGAUCUAACAAUAUGACACAGCUGCCAUGUCCAGAUGCCCUAAAAUCGUUACUCUAAAACUGAAUUCACGGGUCAGAACGUGUGCUUGAUAAUUCUGCUCUUUGUGUAA